This is a messenger RNA of Hippocampus zosterae (dwarf seahorse), 2135 nucleotides long. RefSeq names its product protein phosphatase 1, regulatory (inhibitor) subunit 2 (gene ppp1r2). Gene Ontology annotation, molecular function: protein phosphatase inhibitor activity. Gene Ontology annotation, biological process: regulation of signal transduction. The transcript has 6 exons. The coding region runs from base 264 to 881 and encodes 205 amino acids. NCBI's taxonomy places the organism in Eukaryota, Metazoa, Chordata, Actinopteri, Syngnathiformes, Syngnathidae. The record is from RefSeq and is a predicted model, not a curated record.
AACUAUCGCGAGAGGAUAUCUGGCGUACACCCGCUCCCAACACUGACCGCGUCAGUCUUGAAUCGACAGAGCAAUAAUGUGCUGUCACGCUGUGGCUCCUAUCCAUGUUUCCCCUGAAAGUACCCGAAGACCGUUGAGGUAUCAAAGUGAGGAUGUUUGAUUCUCUCUUUGAAUAUUGAAAGGAAGAAAUCGAGUUGGGAAAAGCAGUCGGGGAUCAACACCUGCGCGAGCAGCUUGCUUUGGCAGCUAGCGUGGGAGAAGGAAUGGCAGCUCCACGGCCGAUAAAAGGCAUCCUAAAAAACAAGAAUAACGCCGCCAGCGUUAAACCCGCGCCUGGCGACUUUCUGGGAGACAAACCCGAACAAACUCCCGGACUUUCCGAUGAAGACCAGCAAAAGAAAACCCAGAAGUGGGAUGAGAUGAAUAUCCUGGCCACAUACCAUCCACCAGACAAAGAUUACGGCCUGAUGAAGAUAGAUGAGCCCAGCACACCUUUUAACAGGAUGGUUGGAGAUGACGAGGAUGAGGGAGCCUUGAGUGACGCAGAAGGUCGCAGUGCACUCCCAGUGGAUGACCUGACGUCAAAGCUGAAAGCAGCAGAAAGCUCAGAACCUCGAUUUAUGAAAGAGGAAGAAGAGGAGGAGGAGGAAGAGGAAAGUGGUGAAGAAGAGGAGUUAUCCCCCGAGGAACAAGCUAAAAAGAAACAUUUUCAAAUGAUGAGGAAGAAGCACUACAAUGAGGGCCUCAACAUCAAGUUGGCGCGGCAGCUCAUCGCCAGCGAGCUCGACGAGGACGAAGACGAGGAGAUGAGGGAUGAAACGGAGGAGGCUGAGGAAAUCAGUGUUGACCCACCCCAGGAAGCCGAAUCUCUGGACUCGUAGAUGAGGUGUCUCUCCUCGCUCCACUACGUGUGUCGGCUCACCACGCUGACAGACGACGUCGCUGCGCCGCGUGUUUUCAAUGUCAGGCCAAACUCCAGACCCCGCUUCACCCAUUGAACUCCCCUGAACAGCCAGUAACCUUGAAGUCUCCACUGUUCCAAAAAGUGCAAUAGAACCUCAAACCUCGUGGAAAUGUCCUUCCCUUGCCCCAUGGAGGUCCCCAUCGCCCUCUCCGCUGCACUGGCGUGCACUGAAUACAGUAUAUUGAAUGAGUGUAAAAGGAUUUGAAGGCCUUUGAGGAAAAUGAAUGGGACUUCCCUCAGGCACGGCAAAAUCCCCUCUAAUGACUGUGCUUGUACCAGCUGCAGUUCAGAUGGACUUCAAAUCUGUGACUCACUGCUCUGGUUUGUCAUUUCACAGUUGACAGUUUUAAUUUGAUGCCCAUAACUGCUAGACACUGUGGACGUUGCAGUGUCAGACAACCGGUUGAAAACAGACUUUUAUAAAAGCAAAUUAACCAACCCUGAUUUUUUUUCCUCUUGAGUUUUGGCUCUUUACAAAGCACCAAACCUCAAUUAUAAUUUUAAGAAUAUCUCUCUUCUCUCGAGUGACCGUUUAACUCAAAAAUGAAAGAUUUACAAUCGUGGUUUUCUUUAAAGAAGCACUUUUUCAUGGAUUGUUUUUUUUUUUCUUCCCCUGCACUUCAAACUGAUGAACGUAAAAGACGGGACUGACUCAGGCUCCAGCUCCCUGUUGUUCUUGGGUGGAGUAAAAACGUUAUCUAAUAUUCAAGGACGGAACAGUAUUAAGUCACUCACUCAAACAGUGAACUAAUGCAUGUGCAUAGGAAGUCAGAUGUUGGAGGAAUGCUGUGUGUUUCUUUCACGAGGCUCUCUUGUCACCUUGAAUGAAUUCUGUGUUCACUGCGCGUUGAUAAUUUUGACUUUCCACAACGUCUAAGCUUCAGUUUACAAAUUAUUAUUAAAUUAACUGUAAAUUCUAAUGAGGACCAUGCAAUGAAUGGCCUAGUUCAUUUUGUGCUUUGCUAAUAAUGUUCAAGCAGGAGGGAAAAAAAACAAUGCUACUGAUGAAUAAAUUAAUAAAAGUUGGCUUUCUUAUGGGUUCCGAAUAUAAAGUUAUCAUUUCAAAUAUUGAGGGAAAGGUUGACAGUUAAGUACAGUAUGUCGGAGCCUUGACAGUGUCUUGUUGCAUCCAUUUUUAUCAUUGACCCAUUAAAUUCUUGUUGUGACUGGU